AUGGCAGCGGCGCCCAUCAACCGCAUCCUGACGGGGCUGGCGGUGGCCGACCUGCUCGUCACGCUGGAGUACGUCCCGUUCGCCUGCCACAUGUACGUGGCGCUGCCCGCGCGCCACAACUACCCGUGGGCCGUCUACAUGCUGUUCCACGCGUGCUUCACGCAGGUGCUGCACACCAUCUCCAUCUGCAUCACGCUCACGCUCGCCGUCUGGAGGUACCUCGCCAUCAGGUAUCCAGACCGGACGCACGCUCUCUGCACGCAGCAGCGCAGCCACGUGGCCAUCGGCGCAAGCUACGCGCUCGCCCUGGUGGUGUGCGCGCCUAAUUACGUGGCGUCUGAGAUUCAGGAGACGUGCGCCAUGGAGGUGCAGCCGCCCGUCAUGGGCUUCGUUCUCGCGUACAAAGUGAGGCCCAGGAACGAGGUGCUCAACCGCGUCAACUUCUGGGUGUACAGCGUCGUCAUCAAGUUACUUCCGUGCGGCAUCCUGGGGCUGCUGAGCGGCCUCUUCGGCGACUGCUUCUUCUUCAAGUGCUACCAGAUCUUCGGCGAGCUGAUGGACGCGCUGGCGCUGCUCAACGGCGCCAUCAACUUCAUCCUCUACUGCUCCAUGUCGCGCCAGUUCCGCACCACCUUCGGCCAGCUCUUCAAGCCGCGCCUGCUCGCCAAGUGGUCCACGCCCUCGCACACCACGGAGGUGCAGAGCACAUACGUGUAACGCCCCACCCCCACCCGCCCACCCAAGCCCGUUCUCCCGUCCUCUCCCUCGUUGACAACCUCGGCGCCGACGCGGAGAGACCGGCAGCCAGCAAACGAAGUCGCGUGUGGUAGGCACCAAGCAAUUGUUAUUUACGUAAAGAUUACCGAAAGGCGAUCUUUGCCAUACGAAUGGAACCGAAUCCGGCAUUUUGAAAUCCGGCAUUAUGUCAAAGACGCUGUUGUACAAGUUGCGUACAUUAGCACUUAUUACGAAUUCAAGGACACUCUUGGGAUUAUUCUCAAAAUGUAAGACGGAAGAUUUGUUGACACAUGCCACCCUAGUGGUUAGUUUACUUUGUUUUAUAUGGCCAUGAUUUCUUUGCGAUAUUAGUAUGGCAAAGUCUACAUUGCUGUACGCGUCAGGUAAAAUGACACUUUCAAUCAAUGAACAGUUUCCAUGCGUGAGUGCUGAACAAGCUGUUUGGAAUGAUAUCUUGUGUCGUAUGGAAUACGAUAACGCAAGUAUGGCAGUCUGUAGGCGGUGUCUACGCUGGCAGUCACUUAAGUUAAAAGUGGGUUAAAAAGUGCUUUUGCGAAACUGGCGCCAAUUUGAUUUUCGUACUAUAUUCAUUAUUUCCAAGCAAAAUGCGCGAGUCGUAUGCAUCAUGUGGCUUUGUAAACUAUUUCACAUAUUUACGAGAAGAUGUACCAUUAUUGAUUGGAUGAUAUAUUCCAUAUUUCAAGCGAAGGAAAUAUUGAAUUUCAUUGAGAAUCUAAUUAACGAAUAUGAAAGCUCGGUAUCGAUGGUUUUUGAGUAGCCGCCAUUACGAAAUACUUUUUCAGAUGUAAAGUGCGUGCAUCUUAGCCGCCAGUGCGGCAAUUCAUUUUGAUGAAUACUAUUUAAUUAAAACUCGAACCUUCCGCAGCUCUUCGGAGCCUUUUCAUCAGAACGACAGAAUGUUUGGUACACGACAUUAGAGUGGCACAUACGGUUCACGUUCCUUUACUCAAAAAUAAACGAAAUAUUAACACAAAAAAUCAUUUCGGUAUCCACUCCCCAAAAGUCGUUUUCAACACGCACAACAAAAAUCCGCCGCGUAAAGGCGACCGACCUCAACAAGUCGAGUUCCACGUGACGGUCUAUCGCCUCCAAUGUUUCUCUGCGGUGCCUGCCACACGCGUGUGGUGUCGCUGGCUACCGGUGCUGGAGGCCGCGCCCGCGCCAGAGCCCUCGCGUGCGCCGCCUCCGCCCCCGGCGCCCUCACACACUCUCCCGUGCGUAGCUGUCACACCCCUGUGAAUAAAUUGUUGAAGUUCUCUGUGCGUAAACGCGUGUAUUUUUUCGUAAUGCUGUGUUGUUAUAUCGACGUAACGCAACCAAUCGGAGAAACGAAAAGCCGCUUUUAACGGCCUGCGUCCGUUAAGGAUUUUACAGUCCGUCGUCCGUUAAGAAGAAUCGAAACAAUAGAUUGGUACGAUGACGUACGAGUGCUCCUACUGCAAGAAAAUGUAUUUCUUGUUUAUAUUUUUUUCUUAUAAGAAGAGGUAUUUCGUAGGUAUUGAAUGAAACACGGCCAAUAACACAUGUAACAGACUCGGUUGGUUAUUUGCUGUUUUUCAGCCUUGUGACGUUAAUAACUAUAAAUAUACCCAAACAAUUUCUCCGGGCAGAUUUCCUAAGAUUUCUCCCGUCGCCCCUGCCUCUCGUUCUAUAUGUGUUACAUCAUUCAUCAUAUCGCCGUCAUUAUCAUCUAAUCAUUUGUUCAAAUUCCUUGAAUAUAGGUCUACAGGUACAGGGAAUAAUAAAAAAUAAAUAAAC
Molecule: messenger RNA, 2517 nt
Organism: Gryllus bimaculatus (two-spotted cricket)
Lineage: Eukaryota; Metazoa; Arthropoda; Insecta; Orthoptera; Gryllidae
Source: the annotation of a GenBank genome assembly